This is a messenger RNA of Parastagonospora nodorum SN15, 582 nucleotides long. RefSeq lists its product as hypothetical. The record is from RefSeq and is a predicted model, not a curated record. NCBI's taxonomy places the organism in Eukaryota, Fungi, Ascomycota, Dothideomycetes, Pleosporales, Phaeosphaeriaceae. The transcript has a single exon. The coding region runs from base 1 to 582 and encodes 193 amino acids.
AUGAAUCAAAAGCCACGGGCAGGCUGUGAACAAGUCCAGCGCGCUUCAUUCACGUUUCCCACGGUCCAACGAUAUACGCGCCGUGUGAUGUAUAUUGGGCCCGAUGGUGGUUCGGAUCGAUCCGUAGUUCCCCAGCCUCCCACGUCGGCUUCGUUCCUGAGCCCGUGCACGCCGCAAGUGACCAUAUUGACUUCAACCUCAGCGGCCAGACCUGCAACAUUCUUUGCGCAUCUGCGAACGUCUGUCUCUGCUUCACGUGUGCGCGACUGCAACCGCACUCUUUGCACCGUCUGCGCUUUUGUAGUCAUACACAUCUCUACCACGGCGUCCCACAGACCCCGCUACGGCACUACCGCUUUGGAGCGUCCGGCUGCUUGUCUCUCACUUGGGAUUGAAGAGUCUAGACGGCGGCGCGAGUGGCCGACUGUAGCUGUGAGAUACGUCAAGCUCUCACUUGCGCGCAACUUGGGAAGUAUUACCAGCGCCCGGCCAAGCUUCCUCACAACUCUUCAUUCUACCAUCUUGCUUUCUGGGAGCUACCUACCCCGGUCAGAGCUUCGCAUACCCACCACGGCGGAGUAG